AUGCGCAGUGAUUCAAACCUUGCAAUAUCCCAGAUAAAUGGAGAGUUUGAUGCAAAAGAUCCCAAAAUGGCAGCGUAUCGAAACGCCGUAUUAAAAAUAUCGGCUCGGUUUGAGGGGCUCGAGUUUCAUAACGUUGCUCGAGACAGUAACCAGACAGCAGACAUCCUUGCUCGAAUGGGCGCCAAGCGCGAUCCCGUCCCACCUAAUACCUUUGUGGAAAGGCUCUUUAAGCCAUCCGUGGUGUGGCAGGACGAGAGCGGAAAUAUUAGUCUGGACCUGAUCACUCCCCCAGCAGCCGAACAUAAUACAUAUAUCAUCGGGGGUUCGGGUACCGAAAUAACACCCUCCGCCCAUGAAAUCAUGGCCGUUAUUGAUCCAUGGACCAAACCCUUCCUGGCCUACCUUAAUAGACAGGAGCUUCCUAAUGAUCAAAAUGAGGCCCGUUACAUAGUUUGA
Molecule: messenger RNA, 456 nt
Organism: Aegilops tauschii subsp. strangulata
Lineage: Eukaryota; Viridiplantae; Streptophyta; Magnoliopsida; Poales; Poaceae
Molecular function (GO): RNA-DNA hybrid ribonuclease activity; nucleic acid binding
Source: RefSeq, a predicted model, not a curated record